AUGAGAUUAUGUGACUGGAUUGUGCUCCCUAUACUUUUCGUAAAAUCGAGAUCAUCGCUGUAUUUUCAACCCGAUGACAUGUUUUAUGUAGAGUGUAUUCCUACUGCUUAUUUAAAAGAUUAUUUGUACUAUGGUAAUGUAUCAACCUAUAUCCGUGGGUCAUUACUGAUGACCACUACCCCGAUAUCAGUAACGAAAUCGACAUCAUCGUUAUUGGGUCAAUGUGAAGUUUGGAAAAAUGUUGGCAGUGCUAUGACUCAAUGGGCAGUAAAUAAUAGCAUCGAGAAUUAUUGGAUAUAUCCAGACGAAUUCAUGGAUCACAACAGUUGUCGAAAUUUUGAUUUAACACUGAUAAAUGAUAAUAACAAUCGCCAUCUGGCCAUACACAUGAAGAUAAUCAAAUCCAAUACGUCGGCCACAGGCCCAUGGUGUUAUGCUUACGAUCCCGAAAAUAGAACUGAAGAGGACAUCGACAGCAGCCCUACAACUUUUACUAGAGUCUUUAUCGGCAGUAUGUUGACCAUAGGAUCAAACAUUCUUUUUUCACCCUCUAACCUUCGACGAAGUUUCCGCUAUAAUGUAACUGUAGAUAUUGAACUCAAAGACGAGAUUGCCGAAACGAAACUUCGGCAAUGUCGCACCAAAGUUCUGGCAACUGCAGAUACGAAGCCGAACUACAAUACAAAACUGAUAGAUGCGAUUACCGUAAACGCUUUUAACACAUACGAGUGGGGACCAUCAACAUAUUAUGAUUCUAGGCCGUCAAGUCUGUUACUGUCAGCUGAAUUUGAAAAAAAUCGAUACUCGAUUUUCUUUGCUAUGAUUGCCGUUGGCACGGCUGUUAUGAUCUGCAGUAUUUCAUUUGUUGUUGCCCGAAAUUACGUUAAAAUUAAGGAAAAAGAGGAAGAGAUUCAUGGAGACAUACUUGAUAAAGUACAAUUAACAGCAAAGAAAUCAACACCAGUUGCUCUUUCGGCUUUAAAUCCAGCCGAAAAGUUGAAACAAGAAAUGGGAACGCCCGUAUGAAACAAUUUGUUGCAUUUAAUUGUGUUUAUUUGUGGCGAAAAAAUAGUUUAUUUCGAAUAUUUUUUAUUUGGUUUGCAUUGCAAGGAAACCUCUCUUCCAAAUAUCACAGGACGAAAAAC
Loa loa (African eye worm) is the source of this 1145-nucleotide messenger RNA. RefSeq lists its product as hypothetical. The record is from RefSeq and is a predicted model, not a curated record. Lineage: Eukaryota; Metazoa; Nematoda; Chromadorea; Rhabditida; Onchocercidae. Bases 1 to 1026 code for a protein of 341 amino acids. The transcript has 7 exons.